This is a messenger RNA of Daphnia pulicaria, 781 nucleotides long. RefSeq lists its product as uncharacterized. NCBI's taxonomy places the organism in Eukaryota, Metazoa, Arthropoda, Branchiopoda, Diplostraca, Daphniidae. The record is from RefSeq and is a predicted model, not a curated record. The transcript is spliced from 3 exons. The coding region runs from base 92 to 541 and encodes 149 amino acids.
GCUCACCGACCAAAUCCGCGUCAAUUUUAAUGACCAGAACUGGCUGAGACUAUCCGUCCGGGAAGUGGAGCAAGUGCUGGGCAACAGCAACAUGGAUGUUGAUAUUCGACAGCGCCAUGGCAUCCGAGAUGACAACGAGUUUCAGAACGUUGUUGACCUUUUAGUUACUCAAGAUUUGAACCUAUCUCCGAGGAGCGACUGUUGUGAAGUCUCAAGAAAACCGUAUUUCUUUCCCGAGGAAGCCGCUUGUACGUCCGUCCAGUACCAUCCAUCACCGACUGAAUCGCUACCAAGCAGCUCGGAUACACUUUCGAUUGUUCCGGUUAACAGCCACCAGAUGCCGACUAGUCCAGUUUACCAGUCAUCCGGAAAUCAGAUGGAAGCCGGAUGCAGCGCUUCUCAUUAUCCAGGCCCAAACUUGAUGGAUUUUAAUCAAUCGGAAGAGUCUUUCAAUUCGUUAGUGACGGACCUCGACACGGUUGAGAAACAAAUGGCCAGCCUGUUGAACACUUACGAGGCAAUUUCCUCAGUUAGAGUGUGACGAGAAUUUCACCCAGCCCGAACUGACAUUCCAAAAUGAUUUUGUCGAUGACUCGCUGGAUAUUUUUCCGUUGCGGCCAAAAACUCCACCGCCUUCAGAAAGCGUCGAAUGUUCCUUGACUUCCGAAUUGAACCUUGACGUCAAUCUAACAAGCUGUAAGAUGUAUUCCUUAUAGGGAGACGUUGAACUUUUGACUUACAGACUCGAUCAGAACGACGUAUGAGGCCAAUCCAAACAAAG